UACUCUCUCUCCUACUCUCUCCCCCUCCUCUCUCCUACUCUCUCCUCCAGCAGUGUGCCGGAGUGUUGAUAUCUCCGGUGCGGGCGGAGCUCCGUGUCUCAUCCUAUAAAGGCAGCUGAUGUGGAUGAUUUACAGACCGUAGCCGGUGUGAAUGGAUCAAAGAAGCUAGCCGGUGUGGAUGUUUUAGAGACCGUUGCAAGUGCGAAUGUUUCUGAGACACCAGGGCAAGAUGCUGGUUCUCAGCCUGCUGCUGCUGCUUAUGCUCCCAGUGACCGGCGCCGCUACGGAGCUCUCCGUGACGGAGUCUCAGUCCGGACUCGCUGGUCUAGGGGUGUCGGGCGACCACGGGCCACCGGGCCUGGUUUCGCCGGGGUCUACCGGGGAGCAGGUAAAGCAGGUACAGCCGGAGGUGGCCGAGGAGGAGGGGAGCCACCACGGCGGAGGAUUCAAGAUCGUGCAAUGGGAGUGGAGUUAUGUUCAGACCCCCUACAUCAUCUCCGUGUGGCUGCUGCUCGCCAGCCUGGCCAAGAUCCUGUUCCACCUGUCCCAGCGCUUCACCACGGUGGUCCCGGAGAGCUGUAUGCUAAUCCUACUGGGCCUGGUCCUGGGGGGAGUCGUGCUCCUGGCCCAUGAGAAGCAGCUCUACCAGCUGGAGCCGGGACUCUUCUUCCUCUUCCUCCUGCCCACCAUCGUGGGGGACGCAGGCUACUUCAUGCCGUCCCGCCUCUUCUUCGACAACCUGGGGGCCAUCACCCUGUACGCGGUGGUGGGCACGCUGUGGAACGCCUUCUGCACCGCCUUCUGCCUCUACGGGGUCAAGCUGCUGGGGGUCAUUGAUGAGAAGGUGGACGCAGGGCUGAUGGACUUCCUGUUGUUUGGGGCGUUGAUCUCAGCCGUGGACCCGGUGGCUGUCAUCGCUGUGUUCGAGGAGGUCCACGUCAACGACACGCUCUUCAUCAUCGUCUUCGGAGAGUCACUGCUGAACGAUGCUGUCACCGUGGUACUCUACAAGGUGUACAUGUCUUUUGUGGAGGUGGGCCCGGCUAACGUGGGGACAGCAGAAUGUAUGAAAGGUUUGGUCUCCUUCCUGGUGGUGAGUCUGGGAGGCACUCUGGUAGGCCUGGUGUUUGCUGUGAUCCUCAGCUUCACCACCAGGUUCACCAAGAAGGUCCGCAUCAUCGAGCCGCUCUUCGUCUUCCUGCUGGUCUACCUGGCCUACCUGACUGCAGAGCUCUGCUCCCUGUCUGCCAUCCUGUCGAUGACGUUUUGUGGGAUUGGGGCUAAUAAAUACGUGGAGGCCAAUAUUUCCCAGAAGUCUCGGACUACGGUGAAGUACACCAUGAAGACCCUGGCCAGCAUCGCUGAGACCAUCAUCUUCAUCUUCCUCGGCAUCUCAGCGAUGGAUAAGACCAAGUGGGCCUGGGACACGGGUCUGGUGGCCUGCACCCUCGUCUUCAUCCUCCUCUUCAGAGCCAUGGGUGUGAUUGGUCAGACUUGGGUUUUGAACCGGUUCCGGCUCGUCCCAUUGGAUAGGAUUGACCAGGUGGUGAUGUCGUACGGGGGUCUGCGGGGGGCCGUAGCGUUUGCCCUGGUGGUCCUGCUGGACGGGGAGAAAGUGAAGGCCAAAGACUACUUUGUAGCGACCACCAUCGUAGUGGUAUUCUUCACCGUAAUGUUCCAGGGGUUAACUAUUAAACCUCUGGUCAAGUGGCUCAAGGUUCCUCGCUCCACCAACAGGAAGCCCACCAUCAACGAGGAAAUCCACGAAAGGGCGUUUGAUCAUAUUCUGACUGCAGUGGAAGACAUCGCUGGUCUGCAAGGAUAUCAUCACUGGAGAGACAAGUGGGAGCAGUUUGAUAAGAAGUACCUCAGUAGGCUUUUGCUGAGGAAGUCUGUGUACCAGAAGAGUGAACUGUGGGAAGCCUACCAGAAGAUCAACAUGAGGGACGCCAUCAGUGUCAUCGACCAGGGAGGGAAUGUGUUGACCUCCAGGCUGUCCCUUCCCUCCAUGGCCAGCAGGAGUUCGUUCCCUGAGGUCACCAACGUCACCAACUACCUCAGAGAGAAUGGUAGCGGGGUGUGUCUGGACCUCCAGGUGAUAGAUAACGUCCCAGGAGCCAGGGUGGAGGAGGACAGUGAGACGCACCACUUUCUCACCGGGAACCUGUACAAACCACGUCGACGGUACCAGUCCCACUACAGCAGACACUUCAUGCCGGCGGGGGAGCAGGAGCGGCAGGAGCGGGAGGUCUUCCAGAGAAACAUGAGGAGCCGCAUGGAGAACUUCAAAACGUCCAGACACAAGAGACACAAGAAGGACCGCAGCCAGAAGAAGCAUCGAGGAUCAGACACCAGGGAACAGGAAGGAAAUGAAAAACCUCGACGUAACGUCAGUUGGCAGGACAAAGAUCCAGUGGUGGUUCCGGUGGAUUCGGAGAUGGAGGACGAGAGAGAGGAAGAGGAGCGCUCCGAGAAAGAGGAAGACAUUGGCAUUACGUUUGUCGCUCGCAAGGAGGAACCACCAAAACAACGACCUCAAUCAGUUCCAGCUGCUCUGGAGGCGUGCGACAGCCCCUCGAUGGCCUCCCCCACCUGCGGGGAGCGCUUCCUCCCCUGGAAGGUCGGCGCCGGCUCCCUCCCUCCCUGCCUCUCCGUCGAGGCUACCAAGGUCAUCCCCGUGGACCUGCAGCAGGCCUGGAACCAGAGCAUCUCAUCUCUGGAGAGCAUCUCAUCCCCCCUCAACCUGAACCCCAACCCCAGAGUCACGGCCUUGUCCCCGUCCUCCGUAAUCCCCAACCCAAACCUCAGGUUCAUGGCCUUGCCCCCUCCCACCCUGAACCCCAACUCUAACCUCAGGGUCGUGGCCUUGCCCCCUCCCGCCCUAAACCCUAACCCCAGGUUCUCUGUCCUCUCCCGGCUCGCCGGCCAGCGACCCGUCUCCUCCCCUCCUUGUUCCUCCAGCCAAUCAGAGAAGGAGCAGCAGAAGAAGGAGGAGGAGGAGGAGGCGGCCUUGUCCGAGCAGCAGCAGGAGGAACAGCCCCUCAUGUCCGUCAGGCCCCCUGCUCCUCCCCUGAGCUCCACCCCCGGAGAAAGGAGGAGGAACCCAUGUGUCUACCUGAGGAGCCUGGUGACAGUGCCCCCUGCUGGCCACACUGAGACACACAGCAGAGGACCUACUCAGCUUUAACCACCACACACGCACACACACACACACACACACACACACACACACACACACACACACACACACACACACACACACACACACACACACACACACACACACAGACACACUCACUCACUCUACUGGCAUCUCCUGAGCAUCAAGAGCACUCAGCAGAACCGUCCUCUACAGCUGGACCAGGGAGACUUGCUACAUUCCAAAACCAGCACAAUACCACCGUCCAGAUAGACCAGUAGAGCCAGUACAGACCAGAGAUCAUGAGAGACCAGAUUCCAUUAGAGACUAAAGAACAGCAGUGACCAGGAGUUACCAGCGAUCAGAAGAUACCAGACACCAGGAAAGACUCCAGGAGACCAGGUCAGCAGAGAGAAGAGACCAUAGGCAAAAGAGCAGCAGAGAGAGAGAGAGACCAGAUAUCAAGAGAAACCAGACACCACAAGAGAUUAGAGACAAGACAGUACUAGAGACCAGAGACUACAGAUCAGGAGGAAGAAUAUAACUUACAAGUCUUAGUAGGAAUGAGCCCUAUAUGGCUGGCCUUAUUGCCCAUGGCUGGAGAUAAGGAGCUGCUGGUCAUAGAGCCUUCUGUAAAGGCUUGUAUUUUAAAUGUUUUUAAAACUUUCAUAAAAUAAUCUAGGACUGCAGAUAAUGGUUUAUUUUGAUUGAGAGAAAACAUAACACCAUACCAAUAAUUGUGUACAAUAUAUACUUUUUUUUUUUUUUUAAUUGCUUAGUUCCCACAGUUGGCAUUAGCUUUUGGGGGUCCCUUGACCACCUAGUGUAGCCCCUCCAACUAGCCUAUCACCCCCAGAUUGCCCUAUCUAUUAAACUGGAUAGCUCCCCCAGCUAGCCAAGCACCUAGAGCUAGCUUAUAACCUCCAGCUAGACUAGAACCUCAAGUUAGCUCUGUCUAUUAAAGUAGACUAUCAUCUCCUCCAACUUAUAGCACAUCUAGCUUGGGGUAAGGUGUUUAUUUUCAACUCCUUCUGUGGUUAAACAAUUCAUGACAUGCCCCAAAGACAACUCCAUAUCUUUGGUGACUUUAUUUCAACCAUAGCCUUUAUUAGACCUCCAGACUUGAUAAUGUCAUCUUGAUCCAACUCUCUUUGUGCCUUCAGGACAUCUCUGGUACUUCAUGUUGUAGGUAAAAGUAUUUCUGCUAAAUUAGUCUGCUUUAAUUUUUUCUGAUUAAACUCCCACUGCAAUGUAGCAUAAGUCACUCCAAUAAAUGUGAACGCUUCUCUGGGUCAAUAUCUGGUACAAUCUACAAAAUCUCUCCCCCAUCCAUUGCAGUGAGUGGUGUGUAAGUUGUGAAUUCAAAGACCAUUGAUAACAAUGGGAAGACGCUGGCGCUGAAAGAAAAAGCGCUUUGAGGACACGGGCCUUCAUUUACAUUUGUGGAUUGUAGAUAUGAGCCUAUACAUGCACAAAAUUCACUCAAUACCAGGCCCUUGUCACCACUUUUUUGUUUGUGUAUACAUGAUGUUACCAUUAAAUACCACCAAGUAUCAGUAUAUGCUAUUGUAUAUCUUGAGAAACGAAUAAAGUUUUAUGGGAGUCAAUUAAGAAAGAAAUGUGUUUAAAAAAUGUGGAUGAACAGUUUUACGUAUAGGCCUACAGAAAAUAAACCCUGACUAAAACA
Gadus macrocephalus (Pacific cod) is the source of this 4826-nucleotide messenger RNA. RefSeq names its product solute carrier family 9 member A5 (gene slc9a5). The transcript has 16 exons. NCBI's taxonomy places the organism in Eukaryota, Metazoa, Chordata, Actinopteri, Gadiformes, Gadidae. Gene Ontology annotation, molecular function: sodium:proton antiporter activity. Gene Ontology annotation, biological process: sodium ion transport; proton transmembrane transport; regulation of pH. Gene Ontology annotation, cellular component: membrane. The record is from RefSeq and is a predicted model, not a curated record. The coding region runs from base 206 to 3187 and encodes 993 amino acids.